Vitrella brassicaformis is the source of this 1651-nucleotide messenger RNA. The record is from the annotation of a GenBank genome assembly. NCBI's taxonomy places the organism in Eukaryota, Vitrellaceae.
CUCCCUUCAAAAGCACUCUUCAUCCGCACAUCUUCCCUUCCUGCCUUCUCAUCCUCUACUUCGACUUGACGGCUUCGUCUGUCAUCUCCUGCCUGUUUCGCUGCACCCAAGAGCGUCAGCCACUGUCGAUUGGCCGUCAUCAUCAUGGCUGUCUUCUCGCGUCUGACGCUGCUGGUGCUCGCCUCUGUGCUGGUGGGGAGCAUGGCCAAGGAGUGCGUGACGGACUCCGACUGCCCGUCUGGCGAGGUCUGCUGGGUGGCUGAUGAUGAUACCAGGUCGUGCAAGACGGAGGGGAUAGAUCUCCCAGGUAGGAGUUGGCAACUCACCGCCGGCUGACCGGACAGACAAUUACUGGCCGUCAGUCAGUCAUCCCCAUUCCUCCCUUAUUUUCUGUGUGGUGUAUCAGGGUGGUUAAUUGCCAUCAUAGUGCUGGUAAUUGUUCUUCCGAUUUGUGGCGUUGUUGCGUUGAUUAUUGCGUGUUGCACAUGUUGCGCGGCGCGGAAGCCCGCGCCAAGAGUGGUGAUGAUACAGUCAAGGCCAAUGUGAGACACCAAAACGAAUAAACAGGGCGCACUGCAGCACGCAUCCAUCAACGUGUGUCGCCAUCGACUGUGUCGUUCGCUGGUGUGUGUCUGUUGUUUUCAGGUACGUGCCCUCUCAGCCAGCUCCAAUUCCCGCCUGUGUGUAGGCCCGGCUACCACUGCAAGCGCGGCAAAUGUAAGUGAGGCAGCUUACGCAGGCAGACAGACAGGCACACAUACGUGCCCAUCUUCAAUUCACGCGCCUCCAUCGAUGUCAUGUAUGCCACCCUCAAACUUCUCCAGACUGCACCCGACUGCCUGCCUGCCUGCCUGCUUGCCUGUCCAGCUGUAAUUUGUGCUGUCCGUCACUGGUUUUUCAUCACGUGUGUCGAUAGAUAGGUAUUGAUGAGUGUACGUGUGUCUGUUGAGACUGCCUGCUGUGUGUGUGCGUGUAUGUGUGAUGCGUCUGCAUUGGAUAAAUAGUCGACUGGCGUGUUGCUUGCCCUUUGCCUGUCAGUGCACUGUGUACGUUGUGUUGUGUGUGACUCUUCCAGCGGAGAGGGACGUAAACAGUGAGUCUCUCUUCAGUGAAUCGUCGACAUUGACGCGAACACAUUAAUGAAUGUGGCGGUGUACGAGUGUGGGGGUGUCGGUUGGUCGCCCUGGCCGUUGAAUAGAAUGACGUCGAUGAACGGUAGUGUGACGGCCAACCGACAAGCGAGAACGUCUAUCUGUCUGUCUCUCUGCCUCUCCACAUCGAAGUGUUACUGGUCUGGCGCCAGACUGCUGGUGCCCCUAUGUGUGGAUUGGUGUGUUUGUUUAACACCCUGCGCGUGCGUAUGUCGUCGGCGAACAGGGCCUGCCUACUUCGUAAGUACUUUUUCUGUCUGACCUGUCUGCCUGCCUUGGCUUGAUCUAGUGAAUGACACUGUGUAUUCAUUUCGGGAGAUACACGAAUAGUCGGUCGGUUGGUUGUUGUCAAAAGGGUCUUGGGUCUUAGUACAAUACUAUCAAUUUGUGUCCGGAAGAGAAAUUCACUAUGUAUACAUCGUUGACACUGACAUGUAGUGUGUACUCGCCCUCCCCGUCUGAGUGAAUGGAAUGACAGACAUCAAAUGAACGAAAUUCGG